Plenodomus lingam JN3 is the source of this 2454-nucleotide messenger RNA. RefSeq lists its product as uncharacterized. Gene Ontology annotation, cellular component: membrane; endoplasmic reticulum. Gene Ontology annotation, molecular function: dolichyl-phosphate-mannose-protein mannosyltransferase activity. Gene Ontology annotation, biological process: protein O-linked glycosylation via mannose. NCBI's taxonomy places the organism in Eukaryota, Fungi, Ascomycota, Dothideomycetes, Pleosporales, Leptosphaeriaceae. The record is from RefSeq and is a predicted model, not a curated record.
AUGUCGGAGAGGAAGAAUGUCUGUGACUAUCUGGCCACUUUGGGACGAGAAUCCAAGGGUGAUGGGGUGGCCUGCUCUGAUUGGCCAACAGCUUUACAGGAGUACGAAGUGGACCCUUACAUUUGGAUUGCAGGCAGCUUCAUUGAGCUACAGCCCACCAUGACGUCGCCCGCUGGUGUACGCCAACGACCUGGAAAGGAUUCCAAGAGGCCGCGCACACCGAACCCAGAGGCGCUCACCGAGGUCGUCGUGGAGAAGGCCAAGCCCUACAAGCCUGCUCAGAAGGACAGCGAGUGGGACUACAAGCUUGCGAUUACCGUCAUCACAGUGCUGGCCUUCAUUACGCGCUUCUGGGCUAUCAACCAUCCCAAUGAGGUCGUGUUCGAUGAGGUGCACUUUGGCAAGUUCGCUUCAUACUAUCUGCAACGCACCUACUUCUUCGAUGUCCAUCCUCCUCUCGGCAAACUCCUCUUCGCAUUGGCUGGCUGGCUGGUUGGUUACAAGGGCGAGUUCCUGUUUGACAAUAUUGGCGACUCCUACAUUACCAACAAAGUUCCCUAUGUCGCAUACCGUGCCAUGCCCGCCACGCUCGGUUCCCUUACGGUCCCCAUCGUCUUCAGGAUCAUGUGGGAGUCGGGAUACUCGCUGCCAGCCUGCAUCACAGCAGCGGGCCUCAUGCUCUUUGACAAUGCCCACAUUGGUCAGACACGCUUGAUUCUCCUCGACGCUUCGCUCAUCUUCUUCAUGGCCCUCUCCGUCCUCAGCUACAUUCGUUUCUACAAGCAGCGUCACCAGGCCUUCAGCCGCACAUGGUGGAAGUGGCUGCUCUUGACUGGCAUCAGUCUGAGCUGCGUCAUCUCCGUCAAGUAUGUCGGUGUUUUUACAUUCUUCUCUGUUGGUGUCCCGGUUUUGAUUGACUUGUGGGACCUUAUGGAUGUCAAUCGUCGCCAGGGUGCCUUGACUCUCUACGACUUUGGCAAGCAUUUUGCAGCUCGAGCUGUUGGCCUGGUCGUUGUCCCAUUCUUGCUGUAUCUCUUCUGGUUCCAGGUCCACUUCACCAUCCUCAACCGUUCCGGCCCAGGCGAUGAUUUCAUGACCCCACAGUUCCAAGAGACUUUGAGCGACAACAUUAUGAGUCUCCAGUCCGUUGGUAUCAACUACUAUGAUUCCAUCACGGUGCGCCACAAGGACACCAAGGUCUACCUGCACAGUCACCCAGAUCGAUACCCUCUGCGUUACGAAGAUGGCCGUGUCUCUUCCCAGGGACAGCAAGUCACAGGAUAUCCCCACAAUGACACCAACAACCACUGGCAAAUUCUUCCCUCAAAGCCUCUGAAGAGUGAGGUCGGCCAGCGCGUCCAGGUCGGCGACGUCAUCCGUCUCCGCCACCUCAUUACCGAUACAUAUCUAUUGACACACGAUGUUGCCUCUCCUUACUACCCCACCAACCAGGAGUUCACCGCUGUGCCCAAGGAGGAGGCGAAUGAGUCGCGCUUCAAUGACACCUUGUUCGAGAUCAAGGUGGACAAAGGCAAGGGGGAAUUCAAGACCAUGUCUACCCACUUUAAGCUCGUCCACGUGCCCACCAAGGUUGCCAUGUGGACCCAUACCACACCGCUCCCGGACUGGGCUUACAAGCAGGCUGAGAUUAACGGUAACAAGAAUGCCCAGCAAUCUAGCAACAUCUGGUACGUUGAUGAUAUUCCGUCUCUCCCGGCCGACGAUGAGCGCAACAAGAAGCAAGUCAAGCAGGUGAAGCACCUCAGUUUUCUCCGCAAGUGGAUCGAGCUCCAGCGUGCCAUGUUUCACCACAACAACGCUCUGACGAGCUCUCACCCAUACGCUUCGCAACCCAUCUCUUGGCCGUUCCUCCUCCGUGGUGUGUCUUUCUGGACCCAAAACGACACUCGCUCGCAAAUCUACUUCCUUGGUAACCCACUUGGUUGGUGGCUUGCCUCUUCGCUCCUUGCCGUGUUUGCUGGUGUCAUUGGUGCUGACCAGUUGGCUCUCCGCCGUGGCGUGGAUGCUCUAGAUCAACGCACCCGAUCGCGUCUGUACAACUCGACUGGCUUCUUCUUCCUCACAUGGGCAGCUCACUACGUCCCCUUCUUCAUCAUGGGCCGCCAACUUUUCUUGCACCACUACCUCCCAGCGCAUCUCGCGUCGUGCCUUGUCACUGGUGCUCUAGUCGAGUUCAUCUUCUGCAUUGAACCGCAAGACGCCGAGGCCGCCGCUGCCAUCAAGGGCCACCGCAGGACUCGUUCUCGUCCUGUUCGUGAGCGCGUCGCUUCCUCCAGCCAAAUGGGCAGCUGGAUUGCUACUGGUGUCGUUCUAUCCUUGGUGGCAUGGAGCUUCUUUUACUUUGCGCCGCUCACCUACGGCGCUCCAGGUCUCACCGUUCCCCAGGUCAACGCCAGGAAGUGGCUCGGAUACGACCUACACUUUGCAAAAUAG